Molecule: messenger RNA, 858 nt
Organism: Plasmodium reichenowi
Lineage: Eukaryota; Apicomplexa; Aconoidasida; Haemosporida; Plasmodiidae
Product: prohibitin-like protein, putative
Exons: 1
Coding region: 1-858 (285 amino acids)
Source: RefSeq, a predicted model, not a curated record
AUGAAACGUCAUUUUAUAAAAUUAAAAUAUGAUAUAAGAAAUGUAAAAUAUUACCAUUCACACAAGAUAAAUAUAAGAAAUAUACAUAACAUAAUAAAAAAUGAAAGAGCUAAAAAUACAGAUUUAAGUGUUCAUAAUAAUCCAAGAAUAAAUGAAAAGAAAUGUGUAGAAAAUGAAAAUUUUAUAUAUCCUAAUAUUAAUAUUGAUAUUAAAAAAAAUAAAAUGCAUAUAAUAGAUGAUCAAGUUGAAAGUAUAAAAUAUGAAGAAAAAGAAAAAGAAAAAGAAAAUGAAAAAAUAAAAUUAUUAAAAGUAAAAAAUGUAAAAUUAUUAACCUGUUGUAUAAUUACAACUCUCUUUUUUUAUUUCACACUUAAAAAAGUUCCUGAAGGUUAUGUAUGCUUAGUUCAAAAUAAAUAUGAUGGAAAAGUUAUACCAUAUAUAUAUGACGAUUUGAUGACUUUUUUUUUUAAUCCUUUAAAAUAUAAAGUUAUACAUAUGAGAAUUAUACCUAUACAAAGGAAGUAUACAAAUGUAUAUGAAACGUUAGAUAAACAAAAAAUUAAAGUAAAAUUAGAAGUUAAAAUGAAACCUAAAAUACCGUUUAUUAUUGAUAUUUAUAGUACCUUUGGUAUAAAUUAUAGUACCUCUUAUAUUGAAAAAGAAAUGAAUUUUGAUUUAAAAAAUGUUAUCAAAUAUUAUAACCUAAAUACAUUACUAGAAAAUAAUCAAAGUGUUCAUGAUGAUAAUGCUACAGUGGAUGAUGCAAUAGAUCAAAUUAUGGACCGCUUUUACGAUUCCUCUAUAUUCCACAAAAUUAUUCUUAUGGAUGUUACCAUAUUAUUUGAAAAGGUGGAAUAA